AUGCAUUACCCGACAGUGGGAGUACGGUACACGGACAACCAGAGGGUCAUCAUACACGUCAAGGAUGUGAACGACGAACCGCCAUACUUUAUCAACCGGCCGCUGCCAAUGCAGGCCGUUGUACAGCUGAACGCACCCCCGAACACCCCUGUGUUCACCCUGCAAGCUCGCGACCCUGACACGGACCACAACAUACACUAUUUCAUCGUGAGAGACCGCACGGGAGGUCGGUUUGAGGUGGACGAGAGAUCGGGUGUCGUGCGUACACGUGGCACGGACCCCUUCCAGUUGGACAUGGAAUACGUUCUUUACGUGAAAGCUGAAGAUCAGAACGGUCGAGUUGACGAGCGGCGAUUCCAGUCGACUCCCGAGGAGCGACUAUCGAUUGUGGGCGGGAAGAGGGCGCCACAGUUCUACAUGCCGUCUUAUGAAGCCGAGAUUCCUGAAAACCAGAAGAAGGACUCUGACAUAAUAUCAGUGAAGGCGAAGUCGUUUGCGGAUCGUGAAAUAAGAUACACCCUGAAGGCUCAAGGUCAGGGUGCAGGCACUUUCAACAUUGGCCCCACAUCAGGCAUAGUGAAGCUUGCGAAGGAGCUCGACUUUGAAGAUCUGAGACAACCUCAUGUAUACUCGCUCAUUGUAACAGCAACUGAGGACUCUGGGGGCUUCUCUACUUCAGUUGAGCUCACUAUCCGUGUGACGGAUGUCAAUGAUAACGCUCCAAAAUUUGAGUUACCAGAUUACCAAGCGCACAAUGUGGACGAGGACAUUCCGCUUGGAACAUCCAUCCUAAAGGUCAAGGCUACAGAUGCAGAUUCUGGCUCAAAUGCCGAAAUCGAGUAUCUGGUGUCAGACGAUCAUUUCAGCGUGGACUCGAGUGGAAUCAUAACCAACACGAAGCAACUUGAUGCAGAUAAUAACAAUGCAUAUUAUGAGUUUGUUGUUACAGCAAAGGAUAAAGGAGAGCCUUCAAAAACCGGCACAGCUACUGUUCGCAUCUACACAAAGAAUAAAAAUGAUGAAGAACCAAAGUUCUCGCAGCAAGUGUAUACUCCAAAUGUGGAUGAAAAUGCUGGUCCCAAUACUUUAGUUACAACAGUUGUUGCUUCUGAUAAAGAUGGAGACAAUGUCAGGUUUGGAUUUGUUGGUGGGGGUACGUCCUCUGGCCAGUUCGUCAUCGAGGAAAUCACCGGAGUGAUUCGGCUACAUGGGAAGGCAAUAUCUCUGGAUCGAGACAAGUAUGAACUGAAUGUAACAGCUAUGGAUGAUGGGGCAUGCUGUGUGAAUGGCGAUGCCACAAUUCACACGAGCACGGCCGUCGUCGUCGUUUUUAUCACGGAUGUGAACGACAACAAGCCGAUGUUCAAAGACUGUGGGACGUACUAUCCUAAAGUGGAGGAAGGUGCUCCCAAUGGCAGUCCAGUCAUAAAGGUAUGCGUGCUGCGUAAACUGUGUACACCUCGCAGACUGUAGGUGACAGGUGUUUAUAAAAGUAACAUUUA
Molecule: messenger RNA, 1502 nt
Organism: Zootermopsis nevadensis
Lineage: Eukaryota; Metazoa; Arthropoda; Insecta; Blattodea; Termopsidae
Source: RefSeq, a predicted model, not a curated record